AUGGAAAAAUACAUUCCUCACGUCGCCAUUGUGGGCGGCGGGCUAUGCGGCCUGGCCCUGGCAAUCGCUCUGGAGAAGCGCAAUGUCUCGUACACGAUUUACGAGAGACAGGACUCGUUCUCCGAGAUAGGUGCAGGUAUCAAUAUCGCGCCCAACGCCAUUGCAGCAUUCGAUCUCAUUGAACCGGGCUUGGGCAGCUUGGUCAUGGCCCUGGGGACCCGUAAUCCAAACCCAGACGUGUGGAUGGUCAACAGGUUGGGAGCGCCUACGGAACGAUACCCAGACGCGUACCCAAUCGCAUGCAUCGCGGCACCGGGCGUUGGCCACACUGCCGUGGGACGUUAUGAACUGAAUAAUCUUCUCGCGUCCAAGAUUGAUCAGUCAAAGGCUAGGUUCAAGAAAAGGUUGAAGGAAAUAUACCAAAGCGAGACCCGGGUCAAGUUGAUAUUCGAGGACUUGUCUGAGGAAUGGGCGGAUAUCGUGAUAGGUUGUGAUGGCAUCCACUCGGCAACACGAAAGGCAAUCCUUGGCGCUGAGCAUCCUUCUGCAGAGCCUAGAUUCACGGGCCUUGCUGGCUACCGAGCCGUGUUUGCCAUGGACAAACUCAUCGAGGCGAUAGGACCCGACAUUCCAACCACGAGCUGCAUUUGGAGCGGUCCGGGUGGCUAUGUGACCAUGUACUCGAUUGAAGGGGGUAAAAAGGUCAACGUGGGUUUCUGGCGCGACAAGGAGGAAAUCCGCGAGACGCUUGCCAAUGAACGAUGGGUCUUGAAGAACCAAAAGGCUGCGCUGUUGGAGGACUUUAAGCACUGGGGUCCCACGAUGCAGAAGCUGAUGAAUAUGGUGGGAGACGACACUCAGCUAUGGACUUCUCAUCAUCACGAUCUCCAACUCGAGUCUUAUUACAAAGGCAGAAUCUGCCUCAUCGGUGAUGCAGCGCACUCAAUGGGACCACACUGGGGUCAGGGGGCAUCACAGGGAAUGGAAGAUGUAUAUGUCAUGGGCGAGGUACUUGCUGGCAUUUGCAGCCCGGGUGACACGUCAGUACCGCCGUCGGAAAGCAUUCAAGCUGCUUUCUCUGCGUGGCAAGAAGUCAGAAAACCCCAGUUUGAAUGGCUAGUCCACUCCAGCCAUCAUGCCUUUCUCUGGUGGUCUGCCUUUUGGCGUCCAGAUCUCACAGAAAAGGACAUGCUCGACAGACACACGGACGCAGCUGCGAGGCUUGGAAUGAUUUGGGGGGCCAAUAUUGGGCGGCAGGGUGAGGUGGCCAAGUUUGUUAUGCAAAAGUCAAUCACCACAGCCGCUGAGCAGAGAAUGAGACACCAUCGAUUCUAG
Pestalotiopsis fici W106-1 is the source of this 1335-nucleotide messenger RNA. RefSeq lists its product as uncharacterized. Bases 1 to 1335 code for a protein of 444 amino acids. The record is from RefSeq and is a predicted model, not a curated record. Gene Ontology annotation, molecular function: FAD binding. The transcript has a single exon. Lineage: Eukaryota; Fungi; Ascomycota; Sordariomycetes; Amphisphaeriales; Sporocadaceae. Gene Ontology annotation, biological process: secondary metabolite biosynthetic process.